AGACACGUUCCCAGGGACUAAUGUGGCCGACCUCUUUGGCAUAUGGCAUAAUAAAAAAAAAACAUCCCACCUGUCCUGUGAGGAAUCAGCUAUUAUUCCCACUGACCAUUGUCCCACCGUCGGAGCACUCUGAUUGGCUGCAGAGCGUGAGACAGCGCAGAAGGAGGCACAUAAAUACGACAUGGAGAUGCAGAGCUCCCUAAUGAAGACUCUCUAAGCAUCAGCUGACCCAAGACCAGCCGCAACAGAGCAGAACAGAGGAGCUACCAGAACACAAACUCUAGACCCCCAUCAAGACCUACCAAGAACAACAUCUCCACUUUAUUGACGAGCUGCAAACUCAAGGCCAAACAUCUGAAAAUGCCCGCCUACUUGGACAUUGCGCUUCAGAACAGCACGAACGUGAAAGAUCAGCACAUUAGGUGUAAACUCUCUCUGCUGGAAAGGAAGUGCAGCAGCGGUGUGGAGAAACUGAAGAUAGUCAUUGGAGAACACCUCCAGAACGGGAUCCCUACAUCUCCCAUUUCUCCUAUUCUGGAGAAAACCGUGUCCCUUUUCACUCCGAAGAAGGCCUUGCUGUCACCCACGGGCUAUUCCAAAUAUUCCAGGGACAUACUGCGUCUCUUCCCCACUCCAGAGGAGGACAUUGUACCACUCUGCUUUGAACAAUGAGUGGAGAGAUGCAUGGACGUGGAGGUUCCAGUUCAGAGGUCAAGGACCCUGCUGACAUUUACUGUGGCGUUGGCUUAAUGUAUUCACUUGAGGCGCUGCCAUAGACUGCAACUGAUUGGCCGACACUGGAUCGCAACUGACAGAGAGACAUAGUUAAAUGAAUAAUAAGUCCAAAAUAGGUUUUGUCUAAAAUUACAGUGAUUUUGUGAAGGUUAGUUUGUGUAUAUUUCAAUUCUGUCGAAAUGAUUUAGAAAUGCAUUUGCAUGCAUUGUUAUUAGCAGUCGUACUGCUCUAUCCUUUCUAUGAGAAAGUCAACCUUGGAUGUGUUUGGUGAUCUCUGCUACCUGGAAGAAAGCAGAGCGGGUUACUCUGAUUGUAAACACUUGUCCUCGGAGAUUGAGUUAGCGAGUGCUGGGCACUCUUGUUACAAUGUAGAAGUAUGGACAAUGUGACCAUUGGUUCAUCCCACUUUCUUAGGGUAGGUGAGUCAAUGUCGAAUUUGAACCCUGCUAGCCUUUACACUAAGAGGAAAUGUUAUGAUUGUUAUUUUAAAACUUACUGUUUAUUUUGUUUUCAACUACUAAUGAAUGGCUUCACACACAUAUAAAUGUGCCUAAUACACAAAUGUGCCUAAAGUGUUUUUACAUGUACCUAAAGUGUUUAAUUCAAAGACUAAAUAAAUAUUUUCAGCAUAUAU
Messenger RNA from Oncorhynchus mykiss (rainbow trout), 1369 nucleotides. RefSeq lists its product as uncharacterized. The record is from RefSeq and is a predicted model, not a curated record. Lineage: Eukaryota; Metazoa; Chordata; Actinopteri; Salmoniformes; Salmonidae.